GUGUCUGCCAAGUUCCAGGUGGAGAAAAGAAGCCAGUCACAGUCGAGAAGCACGCUGUGCAAUUUGCACCCAGCAGGGAGUGGAAUGUGGGACUCCUGCCUUCUGGAGCGUAAGUUGAGGGAUGGUGUCGCUGUCCUUGGUCCUGCAAGUGAACUCCACAACCGGCAACUCCACGCGUUCAGACGUGUUGCUGAGCAGGAAGACGCGCAGGGAGGCUGGCGUUCAAAUCAGCGAAAGCAGCAGCAGUCGACGCGUCGUCUUUGCAGCAGCAUCAGCAGCACAGACGACACCUGUCACUUUUCUUCUGGAAACCACACAUAUUUCAUAUUUCUUGUCUUGCAAGAAAAGGAGGAGGAGGCGACGAUCUUCACCCCCACAUGGCUUCGUCCUGUGCACAAUUUGGCGGUCGGGAGCGUUACGCAUCGUGUUUGUGUUCUCAUGUCCUCUGUCCAUGAAUUGUUGCAGGACCCUUGAUGCUACAGUGUGUCCUGAGAGGAGGCAGUGCAUUAUAGACAACACACACACACACACACACACACACACACACACACACACACACACACACACACACACACACACACACACACACACACACACACACACACACACACACGGGGAGAGAGGAAGACCUUCGGAGGACACGAUGAAAGAUUUGAUCCUGGCUCUGAUCCUCCUGCUGCCUCUGGUCUCCUCGGAGUCGGAGCAUUGCAUCAUCAUGCGAGAACAUGAGAAGUGCAUGGAGAGGAUGGCGAUGCACAACCCCAGCGAUGACUUGGACAUGAUGUGUCCGUGGCUGUGGGACAACCUGACCUGCUGGCAGGCGGCCAGCGUGGGUGAGGUGGUGGUGGUCAACUGUCCAGAGUUCUUCCACGAACUCAUGGGCCCGGAGGACGAGAUGGGGACGGUAAGUCGCAACUGUACUGAGGACGGAUGGUCAGAACCUUUCCCUCACUACCUGGACGUCUGUCUCUUUUACGACAACGCCACUAAACCGGACAUGUACUACGCAUCAGUCAAGGCUCUGUACACUGUCGGCUACAGCACCUCUCUGGUGUCUCUCACCACCGCCAUGGUUAUUCUCUGCAGGUUCAGGAAGCUCCACUGCACCAGAAACUUCAUCCACAUGAACCUCUUUGUGUCCUUCAUGCUGAGAGCCAUCUCUGUCUUCAUCAAGGACGGAGUUUUGUACGCACAAGAAGACAGCGACCACUGCUUUGUACACACGGUGGCGUGUAAAGCUGUGAUGGUUUUCUUCCACUACUGCGUCAUGUCCAACUACUUUUGGCUCUUCAUUGAAGGCCUUUACCUCUUCACUCUGCUGGUGGAGACUUUCUUUCCUGAGAGGAGAUACUUCUACUGGUACACCAUUGUUGGCUGGGGAACUCCCACUAUUUGUGUAACUGUCUGGGCCGUCCUCAGGCUCCAUUUUCACGACACUGGAUGCUGGGAUACAAAUGAGAACACUGCCCUCUGGUGGGUGAUCAAGGGACCUGUCGUGGCCUCCAUCAUGAUCAAUUUUGUGCUCUUUAUUGGAAUCAUCAUCAUCCUGGUGCAGAAGCUUCAGUCUCCGGACAUUGGCGGCAAUGAAUCCAGCAUUUACCUCAGCUGUGCUCAGAAAUGCUUCAGUGAGCCCUCACAGGCUGUUCAACAUUCGUGCAGGAUGUCAGAGUUAUCCACCAUCACGCUGCGUCUGGCUCGCUCCACCCUCCUGCUCAUACCACUCUUUGGAAUUCACUACACCGUCUUUGCCUUCUCACCCGAGGACGUCAGCAAGAGGGAGCGUCUGGUCUUUGAGUUGGGACUAGGAUCUUUCCAGGGUUUCGUGGUGGCUGUCCUUUACUGCUUCCUCAAUGGAGAGUUUCUCCCUGAAGGUGCAGUCAGAGAUCAAGAGGAAAUGGCGCAGCUGGACCGUGAACCGGUACUUUGCUGUGGACCUGAAGCAGCAGAGGCAUCCUUCGUUGGCCAGCAGCGGAGUGAACGGCGGGACGCAGCUGUCCAUCCUGAGCAAGAGCAGCUCCCAGAUACGCAUGUCCAGCCCCCUGGCGGAGAGCGCCAACAUCAGCCUGCCCACCUGAGCGUGUGAGCGCCACAACGACAAGCCGCCACGCGGUCUCCAUGAAUCCUCGCCAGGCGGAAGAGACCAAAGCGCCGCACACACAAGUAGAGUACUCCUAAAGUUAUUAGUGCCAGCAUUUUUCUUAUCCAACCAUUCAUUUUCACACCUCAAUUACUUCAAUUUUUGUCGAGGCUUUACAAAUUCACUUUUUUCAACCUUUUUAAAGCUAUUUUAAUGAACUGUGAUCGUACUGUAGGGGUCCUAUUUGGCUUUGUGUACAGUCAGUGUGCUUCAAAGUGCCAUAGAAGUCGCCUGAAUGGAGUCCAAAGGUUUAAAACACACACACACACACACACACUUGCCUCGCUUGUACAUAUAAUGCUCAUUGUUUAAAUGUUGCAUUUUGCUUUUUUCUACAAACAGCCGUAAAGUACCGAGUAUGUCAAAAGAUAGACGCAAAGCAAAAAAAAAACAAAAAAAAAACUCAUGGAUUUUGUAAAUAGAUGGUUAGAUUUCUUUCUUUAAUCAUUAGUUUUGCAUUGUAUUGAAACAAAAAAAAAGAGCCCAAAUCUGUAGAAAGAAAGCAGGAAUAUAAAAAUAAUCAAUGUCAGGGGUGUCCAGAUGUUAUCAACGUCAAAAUUGUACACGUUAGAUAUAUGCUAAAAAUAAAAAUAAUAAUAAUACCGUAUUUUUCGGACUAUAAGUCGCAGUUUUUUUUCAUAGUUUGGACUUAUGUGUGAAAUGACUAACACAUUAUAAUAUUAUUGAUCUCAUUCACGUAAGAGACUAGACCGGGGGGUCGGCAACCCGCGGCUCUAGAACCGCAUGCGGCUCUUUAGCGCCACCGUAGUGGCUCUCUGGAGCUUUUUCGAAAAUGUAUGAAAAAAGGGGGAAAAAAUACAUAUUUUUUGUGUUAAUAUGGUUUCUGUAGGAGGACAAACAUGACACAAACCUCCCCAAUUGUUAUAAAGCACACUGUUUGUAUUAAACAUGCUUCACUGAUUCGAGUAUUUGGCGAGCGCCGUUUUGUCCUACUAAUUUUGGCGGUCCUUGAACUCACCGUAGUUUGUUUACAUGUAUAUAACUUUCUAGGACGUGUUUUAUGCCACUUCUUUUUCUUUCUCAUUUUGUCCACCAAACUUUUAACGUUGUGCAUGAAUGCACAAAGGUGAGUUUUGUUGAUGUUAUUGACUUGUGUGGAGUGCUAAUCGGGCAUAUUUGGUCAGAGCAUGACUGCAAGCUAAUCGAUGCUAACAUGCUAUUUAGGCUAGCUAUAUGUACAUAUUGCAUCAUUAUGCCUCAUUUGUAGCUAUAUUUGAGCUCAUUUAGUUUCCUUUAAGUCAUAUUAAUUCAAUUUAUAUCUCAUGACACACUAUCUGUAUGUAAUAUGGCUUUUAAUUUUUUUUUGCGGCUCCAGACAGAUUUGUUAUUGUAUUUUUGGUCCAAUAUGGCUCUUUCAACAUUUUGGGUUGCCGACCCCUGGACUAGACGUAUAAGAUUUCAUGGGAUUUAGCGAUUAGGAGUGACAGAUUGUUUGGUAAACGUAUAGCAUGUUCUAUAUGUUAUAGUUAUUUGAAUGACUCUUACCAUAAUAUGUUACGUUAACAUACCAGUUGCUUAUUUAUGCCUCAUAUAACGUACACUUAUUCAGCCUGUUGUUCACUAUUCUUCAUUUAUUAGGGCCCGCAUGGCCCAUUGUAUAAGGACUCCCAAAGGGAGUCCUUAUGCAAUGGGACAUAAUUUAUUAGGGCCCGCAUGGCCCAUUGUAUAAGGACUCCCAAAGGGAGUCCUAUUGAAUUUGUAAGGUUUUAUUAUUAUUAUUCUUCCACAACUUUGCGCUGAAAUUUGACCCCCUUAACAUACUUCAAAACUCACCAAAUUUUACACACACAUCAGUAAUAUACGGCAAAACUUUUUAUCAAAAAACCAAACCUCAAAACUCAAAAUUGCGCUCUAGCGCCCCCUAGGAAAAAAAAACUAGACUGCCUGUAACUCCCACUAGGAAGGUCGGAGAGACAUGAAACAAAAACCUCUAUGUAGGUCUGACUUAGACCUAGUUUUCAUAAUUGUAUA
Nerophis lumbriciformis (worm pipefish) is the source of this 4129-nucleotide messenger RNA. RefSeq names its product pituitary adenylate cyclase-activating polypeptide type I receptor-like. The record is from RefSeq and is a predicted model, not a curated record. Gene Ontology annotation, biological process: adenylate cyclase-modulating G protein-coupled receptor signaling pathway; cell surface receptor signaling pathway. NCBI's taxonomy places the organism in Eukaryota, Metazoa, Chordata, Actinopteri, Syngnathiformes, Syngnathidae. Gene Ontology annotation, molecular function: peptide hormone binding; G protein-coupled peptide receptor activity; vasoactive intestinal polypeptide receptor activity. Gene Ontology annotation, cellular component: plasma membrane.